GCUCCGCCCCCGGGGGUGUACCAACGUGGCGUCUCCUGUCUGACCGGAAGCCGGAAAACUAACCGGAAGUGUCAUAGAAGAUUCCAUGUCGAUGGCUGCCUGUGUGUGCCGUGUGCUGUUCCUCUCUCUGCUGUUGGCGGGUGUGCUGUCCGCGGGCGAGGCUGCACCUGUCGAUCAAGAUUCUGGGAAGAAUGGGAACUUGAAGGACGAGAAUAUCGCUUUAAAACAACAAGAUGGAAACAAGGACCAGUCAGACCCUCAGGGUGACAAGGAGUCAAAGAUUGGUACAAAGAAGCCCCUGCCAGAGCAGCCAGGAGACCUUGUAGACAUGUCUGAAGCAGAGAAGUCACAAACAGGAAAAGAACAUGUGGAGGUGGGGCCUCCUAAGAAGGAGCAGUCUGUAGAUAAAGAAUCUAAGAAAGAAGAGCCGGCUGUAGAUGAGGGGUCUAAGAAGGAAGAGCAUCGUGAAGAUGGGGGGUCUAAGAAAGAAGAGCAUCGUGAAGAUGGGGGGUCUAAGAAAGAAGAGCAUCGUGAAGAUGGGGGGUCUAAGAAAGAAGAGCAUCAUGAUGAUGGGGGGUCUAAGAAAGAAGAGCAGGCUGUAGAUGGGUCUAAGAAGGAAGAGCAUCAUGAAGAUGGGGGGUCUAAGAAAGAAGAGCAGGCUGUAGAUGAGAAAUCUAAGAAAGAAGAGCAGGCUGUAGAUGAGAAAUCUAAGAAAGAAGAGCAGGCUGUAGAUGAGAAAUCUAAGAAAGAAGAGAAGGCUGUAGGUGAGGGAUCUAAGAAAGAAGAGAAGGCUGUAGAUGAGGGAUCUAAGAAAGAAGAGAAGGCUGUAGAUGAGGGAUCUAAGAAAGAAGAGAAGGCUGUAGAUGAGGGAUCUAAGAAAGAAGAGAAGGCUGUAGAUGAGGGGUCUAAGAAAGAAGAGCAUCAUGAAGAUGGGGGGUCUAAGAAAGAAGAGCAUCAUGAAGAUGAGGGGUCUAAGAAAGAAGAGCAUCAUGACGAUGGGGGGUCUAAGAAAGAAGAGCAUCAUGAUGAUGGGGGGUCUAAGAAAGAAGAGCAGGCUGUAGAUGGGUCUAAGAAGGGGGGGAUGACAAAAGUGGAAGAUGUAACACCUGGAGCAGAAGAGUCUGAGGAUGAGAAGCAGACAGGAAUGGGGAAGGAGCAGACGGGACAGGAGUCAGAAGGGCAGGAAAAUGAUCAAGAUGAGAAAGACCCACCUCAAGAUGAGGAUGAUUUUAAACCAGAUGACCCUGAAGAGGAGGAAGCAUUUGGUGAUAUUGAAAUGAAUGGGGAUAAUAACAAUGCUGUUGAAGAAGAACUAGUCCACCAGGAAAAAUUGGCACCUGGAAAUAAAGAAAACACAGUUUAUCAAGUAGAGUCAGAAAGCAGCCAUUUCUUCGCUUAUCUGGUUACCUCAGCCAUCCUUGUUGCUGUACUAUAUGUAGCCUAUCACAACAAACGCAAGAUCAUUGCUUUUGCACUUGAAGGAAGACGCUCCAAAGGUGGCAGACGACCAAAUUCGGGAGAGUACCAGAGAUUGGAACAUAAGAUUUGAUCCUUCUGCAGCCUUCAGUAUGAUCUGCCAGCUAGGACGUUGCCUGAAUUGUCACGGUUUUCACUCAACACUCCACUUACGAAUGGCAGAGAAUUUACCACCCUGUGCCACCCUAGUCAUGUAGUUUACCCACCUGUGUACUCCUAGACCUGUGUCCUUGAUAAAGGAACUUGCGUCUAUGGUAGUUCACUCUUAAGCGGUUAUUGGCACCUUAACAAAUUUCUCGUUCGGUCUGUCUUCACUCAGACGGGGAUGUUCUCCAAAUGUAGUAAAUCGUACAGUGCGAGAAAUGUUACUGCAAAAACCAUCAAAGGGGUUAUCCCAAGAUUACAGAUUUUCACCUACCCACCUAUUUGAUCAUGGGGGGGGUCUUGUUACUUGCACGUUACAAAAACAGGGGUCCUUUGACCACCCAAGUGGUAGUUGAGCCACAUGGAGAGGCAAGAGACCCCAAUUCUUGUGAUCAGAGGGAUCCCAGUGAUUGGACCCCCACUGAUCAGAUACUUAUUAACUAUCCUUUAAGUAUCUGAUAAAUUAUAUUAUUUUCUGUCCCCUUCUAUUUCCCCGUGUCCUAUCUAUAUCCAGGAAAGCUGGGCGGCAUUGGUCGCUUUCUAUUACAGCUCCCUUAUCUGUUGCGACUCCUACCAUGUUUUAUAGUUUUACAGGAUUUUGCCAGAUAUAUCGCUGUAUAACCAGGCUUUCCCAGGAGCAGAUAAGACCAAGAAAUCCCUCUAAGAUGACAACCUGUAUAUCACUGGUGACUUCUUGCACUUAGGAGCAAAUGACUGGUAGAGGGAAAUUAUUCUAAAAAAAAAGAACAAUUAUUUAUCCACUAAUAUAGUGUUUAGGAUCAGAGUUUUUUCUUUUCUUCUUUUUUUUUUUUUUUUCCUUUUUUAAAAGCAUUGACUCAGCAAUUUUCGUAAUAAUCCAAAUAUAUGUUUACAUGGUUUACAGCCACUUACUGUUUGGAAGAGGUCCCUGCACCUUAAAUGUACCUACCGUGUAGACAGGCACACUUCUAGAAGCCCCCCAUUUAAAGGGUUUUACUGUGACAAAUGGUGACAAAUCGUACUGUCUGGAUUGGAUCUGUGCUGUUUGCCAGUAGGACAGCAGUGGUCCAAACUGUGCACCUCCA
Hyla sarda is the source of this 2684-nucleotide messenger RNA. It is a transcript of the gene TGOLN2, whose product is annotated as trans-golgi network protein 2. The coding region runs from base 86 to 1549 and encodes 487 amino acids. NCBI's taxonomy places the organism in Eukaryota, Metazoa, Chordata, Amphibia, Anura, Hylidae. The record is from RefSeq and is a predicted model, not a curated record. The transcript has 4 exons.